Messenger RNA from Camelus dromedarius (Arabian camel), 19229 nucleotides. Its product is annotated as fibrous sheath-interacting protein 2-like. Lineage: Eukaryota; Metazoa; Chordata; Mammalia; Artiodactyla; Camelidae. The annotation marks the transcript as partial. The transcript is spliced from 8 exons. The record is from RefSeq and is a predicted model, not a curated record.
UUGUAUCCCUGCUCACCUCCUCUCCAGGUAACUUCUGAAGAACUGAACAGUAUAAUUCAUAAUAUAAUGACCUGGGUUGUGGCUGCAGUGACCAGUGUAUUAUACCCAGCCAUCACAAAAUACGAAGAAAGGUUGCAAAAUAGUAUAUACCCAAUGCCUGAUGAUUCCACCCUCUCUUCAGAUAGUAAGAGUUGCUGUAGCACAUGCUGUGAAACAUUUCUAUAUGAAGCAAGUAAGAUGGUUCAGGCAGAGCCCUGUGCAAAGGCAGCUGACAGGUCAGUAGGGCAACCAGCAACACCUUUAAAACCAUCUUCUGCUCAUAAUGAAAGAACAGUUGUGGAAAAAGCAUAUGACAGGAAAGGACACUUAGGAAAGGACCCUAAAAUCCCUGAACGUAAAUAUAGUGAGACUGCUGAAUCCUACAAGCUUAAAAUCUGUAAAUCUGAUAGUCACCUUUUUGCACCUAUUAAAACAAGCACAAGGAAAUCUAAAGAUGCUGCCACUGAAACAGAUGGCUUACAAUGCCCGCUGUCUUCUGAUGAAAAAGCAAAAGCUGUAAAUGAGAUGCCGGAGUUAAAUAAUGUUAACUUUAAAUAUCACCUAAAAGGGGAAACUGAGCGGAUUUUAGAAAAUGUUUUUCAUGAAAUGGUGUCUGAAGUAACCCAGUCCAUCCCCACCCUUUCCUCUGUUACGGCCAAAGCUUUGGUUGACCAAACUCACACUGACAAAGGAGACUUGCUCUCCACUGUUGAUAUUUCCUCAGCAGCUGCUGAAAUUAUGGAAAAUGUGCUUAAGAGGCUACAGUCUGCAGUUGAGAAAAAAUGUAUUGAGGAAUUUUCACAAGAAAAUGUGUCAGUUCACUUUAAAUCAGACUUAGUCAGUGGAGAAAAUUUCUUUUCUCCAAAAGAAAAAACUUCAAAAGCUUCACUGCCUUAUGCUUUGGAGAAAAUGAAUGAUAUUGCAGACGAUAUGGUUCAUGUGAUCUUAGAAAAACUGACUGCUCUUGCAUCUUCUAAGCAAAGUGAACUUACUCAUCUUGAAAUCACACCUGACUCUGCUUAUCAGCCACUCAGGAAAGAGCCAACAUAUACGUUCCUUCAAAGAGCCAGCAAGAGGAAAUCCAUUGCUGAAGAUGAUGCUGCCAAUUUGAUUGGCAAAGAAGAAAUACAAAAUUUAAUGUCAAGUAUUUUUUCCCAGCCCUCUCUGGUUGGUUAUAUAAAGGAAGCAAUCAGCACUAUACUAGGUUAUAUACAAAUUGGACUUAAUAAUGAAAGGGUCAUUGCAAAUAAAGAAACAGUGACCAUCUUUCAGCUACUUGGUGAUAUCUUGGCUCAGCUACAUCAGAAGCCAGUGAAAAUAGAUGUCCAGAAGAGUAAACUUACCAGAAUGAGCAGUCCUCCUGGCACUGAAGAAGAGAAUAGACUCACCAGCACUGGAGUAGUUAAUGGUCCUAGAAAUAGAUGCCUAUUUCCACCUAUUAAUGUUCCUGGCAUGGUCCUUUAUUCUGAAGAUGAAAAUGAAGAAAUAGACAAAAUUGUAGAAAAUGUAUUGAUUUCAACUAUCAAAGAUGAAAAAGCGAAAUUACAAGAACAGUCUCCUGAUCACUGGCUAACAAGGGAAAAUGCUGGUUUUAAAUACAAAAGAAAUACAAACUUACUUACAAAGCCUGCUUAUCAAGACAAAGUAGCAUUUCACAAUUGGGGAUUAAAUACUGACCUUUCAACUUUUAAUAUUAAGGAUCUUUUUAAGGACAAGCCAGGUUGGAAUAAAGACAUUUUGUUUUUCAACCAAGAAGAAACACAUCAAAUACAAAAAGCCUCUGAAAAUAUAAUUACAAGUGUUUUAGCACAGACACUCAAAGAUAUAUCUUCUGGGCCUUCUGAUUACUUAGAUUAUAAAAAUGGUAGAGAGACUUCACUUCUUACCUCAGGAAAACCACAAGAUCUGUCACAUCAAGAAUGGAUGGACCAGAUGUUCUCCAUGUCAGAAAUCCAUACAGUAGCUCAAGAAAUUGUAGAUGCUAUAUUAAAAAUACUUCACAUAGCUUCUAGUCACAUUAUCGGACAUUCUUCAUCAGUACGUCAAACUGGUCUAGAUAAUGGUGAUGUACCAAAUAAAGAGCCAUUAGAAAUAUGGUUUGAGAGUAAAAGGAAGAUGAAAAUUUUAUCUGCACUUGGCAUAGACCCUACAAAACACCCCUGUUUAGAACCUGGAGCAAGUGGAUCAACAUCUGAACCUGUAGUUUACAUUAAUGAUAAGAUCAUUUAUACAAUUUUUAAGAAGCUGAACUCAUUUAUUUGUCCAAAAUUACAAAACUGCUUCAAACCAGAAAGCCAUGCUGCCCAUUCAAACCCUGAACCUGACAAGAAAUCUGUGUUUCGAUUUUACCUUAGUGCUUACACAACUAAAGUGGUAAAAAUUGUUUUGGAUGCUAUCCAGAAAGAACUACAGUACAAUAAGAAAAAUAUAAAUCUUAGGAAGAGUAGCCCUCCCAAGAACUUUAGAGAUACAGGAUUUUUUGCUGACACUGAAAAGGAAUUAGACUCUUUUGUCACAAAGCUAAAUAAUGACAUUAUGACAAGUUCAUUAGCAACUUGCAUUUGUGAGGUAUUAAGUGGGAACACAGAUAAAAGCAAUAUUUUACUCCCUUCAAAUAAGCUAUGGUCUAAAAUCUCAUAUGGAACUGUUGACAUUGAUCAACAAAAACUUUUGCCUUCUCAUUGUCCUCACAUGCAGGAGGAAAUUCACACAUAUGCGAGAUUGCAAGUGUUAGAUAGAAUUGGAGAUACCUUAUAUGACAUGCUGUGCAAGCUCAUAGGAAACCAUCCACAUUCUCCCCUAUUUGGUGAUCAAAACGAAGAGUGGAUCACUGAGAAUUUGAGAACAACCAGUACAUUGCAGUCCAAUAUUAAGUUUAUUUCUCAUACAAUUCUAGAAGAUAUUGUUACAAAAUUAUGUGGUAUUGAGAAAGACAGCAUUUUCAAAAAUUCGGAACUUAAAGGUAUGUCAGAGUAUAUUGACACUGACAGCCUGUCAUUUGCUUUACUUCUUCAGGAAUUGAGCAGAUGUUCUGAUAUAAUCUCCAGCAUGGUGUCCAGUGUGACCCAGCCAGGUUGUCAAGAGGUGACUAAUAACAAGGGGAAAACUACUGUGCCCAAAACAGGAACCACAAAAGGAAAGUGUCUAAAGAAACUGAAAACCAUGGCUUCAGAUAUCCUUGAAAUGGUUUUUGCUACAUUGGAAGGGUUUGCCAAUAAAAAUUUAGAAACUCUGGGCACUGUGAUCAGUGGAAAUAAAAAGAACAACAGGACAUACUGGGAAAGUGGAAAUACCAACAUUUGUGGUAACGCACUUGAAAAACAGUUGCAGUCGACUUUAUACAUGCAUGCAAAAAAAGUGUCAAGUACUAUUUUGAAAGCUAUUCAAACUGAAUUAAAUGUGAGCUUGCCAGAUUUGGAAACAUGCAUAAGCAAGCCACUACAGGAGAAACAAAUGCUUAAGACUCUAGUCAAUUUCAUUUUAGAUGCAGUUUCUCCAGAUGUAUUUAAUGAAACUGAGCCAGAAGAGAGAGGCAUUGAAAAUUACAGAUACAGGCCAACCUAUGGAAAUUUUCUUCCUGGAGGAGCGGACCCAGACUCAUAUCUAGAAGAUCCUACAGAUAGAGAGAAAGAAAAUGCUGGAGAGGAAAGACCAAAAGAAGAAGAAACUAAAUCAGAUUCUCUUCAGCAACGAGAACUAGAAAGAACAUUUAAAAAAAUUGAAGUAGAACUCAAAGAGUCACAGAAGUCCCCAGUUGUGCCCAUCAUAAGAAAUAUUUUGAAUGAAAUUUUUCAGAAUGAUUUAAUUGAUCAACUAAAAAUGCGUCCUCUUCCCCAGUCCCAUUUAUGUGACAUUCCUCAUGCUGGUGAUGAGCCAGUUGCUCAAACAUCUGUUCAAUCCCUGGAUAAAACAGUGGGCCCUUUAGUGUCUGAAGCAGAUGUAACCAUUGUUGCAGAUAAUGUUGUUAGAACCAUAUUUCAAAAACUUUAUUCUGCUGCCAUGACAGAUAGAAGUGUAAAUGAAAAGUAUAAUACUGUCACUUUUCCAGCAAAUCUCUCUUUGCCUGAACAUGCCAGUGGAGCAAAGGCUCCUGUUUAUUCUGCCAUACUGGACAGAAAUCCGUGUACACUUCAGUCCACAUUCAGUAUUGGUAAACUGACCAAAAUAAAUGUAGUUGAAGAUAUUAUACAGUCAGUAUUGACAAGUUUAGAAACAUUUGCUACUUCUAAAGUAAAAGCUCUAUUUUGUCCUCAUGUCAGCUUCACAGUUCCAAUAGCUUUACCUUUACAGCGGGAUGAGACUGCUUUAAGCCAACCACGGAUAUCAACCAAAGAUUCAUAUUCUGAUGAUCAAUUUUCCUAUUGCUCAGUGGAUCAUAAUAAGUCAGGAAAGACCACCUCAGUGUGUCAACUGACUACUUCUAAAUUAAAUAUAUAUGCAGUAGAAGUGGCUAGACAAAUUUUACAAGGAAUCAAACACAAGUUAGAUAAAGAAAUAAAAAGUCCAUUCUUAACUCAUAAUGUUGUGGGUUCUGAAAGUAUUCCAAGUCAGAUUGUUAACACACUGUUAGAUAUUGUGUCUACUAAAGGCAAAUAUGAAAAAAAUACAUUUGACAGAGAGACUGAUCGAGAUCGGUCAGAAGAUAUUGUUGAAAAGCUGUUCAGUAAAAGUGAUUAUCGAAAAAAACUUCAGUCUCAAAUACAAGAUACCAUUGAAGGUAUCUUAGUUGACAUCUGUGAGGAAACAAUAGAUGAGAAUAAUCUCCCACUUGCUGUAUCCACUUUUAAAGGUAAUAUAAGUGGGAGACAUUUAGAAGCAUACUCUGAAACGGACCCUGAGUAUGCAAAUAAGGCUAUUCUAACACUUUUAGUUCCUAAGGAGUGUGUUGCUAUGAUUUCCAAUGAAAUGGUAGAUAUUGUUCUUCAAAAUCUCACUUCUGCUAUCAUUCUUGGCAUAAAUGCGAAGGAUUCCAUUUCUCCAAGAUUUCCCCUGAUAUUUUCUGGUGCAUUGCCCAAAGCAGAGCAUCAAAAAUCCCCUGUGAUAGACUCAAUGAAUGAAAGGGAAAGGGGGAGAUUUCCAUCUGCAAAAAAGGAGAGAGAUGUACAGCUGAAAUUAGCUUAUUCUGAUGAUAAUCAGACAACUGUACUUAAGAAACAAGAUGCCAAGAAAUCUCCUGACCCUUGUGAAGAAAAUGCUCACUUCAUUACUAAAAGUAUCUUGAAUAGGUUAAAAUCUUUUGCCACAGAAAGAAUAGAUUUGCUAUUUAUUCUUGAUACUGAGACUAGAGAAAAACCAUAUGUUGGCCCAGAAUUUACAUAUUGUAAACGAGACGACAGCAUAUUUCUUGAAUCAAACCAAAUGCCACUAGAUGUGAAUAUCCCGAAAAUAUCAACAGCUAAAACCGUUCUCAGUCAAGAGGUCACAAAUUACACAUUUGCUAAUUACAGAGAAAAAAAUGGACCUGCAAUUCAUAUAUCACCAGCUGGUCUUAAGGAAUAUGCUGACAUAAUCGCCAAGACUAUUUUGACGCUUAUAAAAAAUGAUGUAGACCUAGAAAUCCAAAAGAUGUAUUCAUAUCAAAACAAUACUUCAUUCCAAGAAAACAUCAUUGCAAGUAAUACUGUCAACAACAUCUUAAAGAACUUACAUGAUAAAAUAUCUUUAAAUGCGAGUGGUUUUUACUCAAAGUGGGACCCUGGUCUUUUUACACAACUAGCUCUACAAAAUGAAAUAUUGCCAGGUCAAAGAAAGAUGGAAGAUAACACCGAACUGUCUCUAUGUUCAAAAUAUUCUGAUCAAAACCAAGUUAUAUCAGAAGCAGAAAACCAGAAAAGGGUUUUGGAGGAAAUAUUUAGAAAUGGAGAAUCUAGAAAGGAAAAAACAACUGCUUUGCUAAGUGCAGUUAAGGAAAUUUUAAAGAAGGUGUAUCAAAGGGUAAUGGAAGACAUAGACUAUUGGCAUCUAUUUAAUGAACUCCCCCACUUUACGUCUGAUAAAAUUAAAACAGCACGAAAAAAAGCCUUCCAGUCACAUAUAAGCAGUGUUGCGAAUGACAUAGUUGAAAGUGUUUUCAGAAAAAUGUUCUUAAUAAUUAUGACAUCUUUAUAUGAAAACAGUGAGACCAGGGGAGAAUUGGAAGUAUCUGGAAGUGAUGAAUUACUGAUGAAUCCAUCAUCCUUUAGGGAACUGAAACAAGAAGGAAAAAGAAGUGUACCCCCUGAAACUGUGAUACCACAACUUUAUUCUUACACAGGCAUCAGAAGUGUCACUUCGUUGAAAAACACCUUAUUGCAAUUUUCUCCAUUGCAAGUGGGUGAAGAAUUGGUGCAAAAGGUUCUCAGAAAGAUCACAGAUUUUGCUUUGCUGAAUCUAGGAGAGAGUUCGUCCCCUAAAAGUCAGUCUGAUGAAAUUCAGUAUCUGAGGCCAUGCGGUUCUAAAGCUAGUCCCAAGGACAGCCCUAAGACAAGUUUUAAAAUAAAUUUUAAAACAAAAUCAAAAGUUACUUCUUUGGCUAAGUUUGGAACAAAACCGCAGCUAGGACCUAGUGGAACUAAAGCCAAAUGGAAAACCAAGUUAGGUCCUAGAGAGAAGACUCUAAGAAGCAGGUGGUCCAAGACUGCCAUUGGACUACCACACCUGCUAUCAAUACGGGAUGCCAGAAACCCCUUAGUAAGAGCAAAACUCCCCACUGUGGAACUAAAAAUGUAUGCCAAGGAUAUAGUAAGUAAUAUUCUGGAAACAAUUGUAAAUGAAUUUCAAGAAGUGAGGCAGAAUAGAGCAAUGGUAGAAGUAAAUGCUUUACCUUCUGAUCAAAUCGUGACAGCAAGUGAAAUAGUUAAUGCAGUUUUGCAAGGAUUAUAUGCUACAGAGAGCAAUUUGGCCAACCCAAUAAAAGGCGCAUACUCAGAUGAUCUCAAACUUUCACAGGGGUAUUUUAGUACAAUCUCUCUUGCAAAUCCAGAAGCCCAUUUUUCUUUGGAGAAUGUUUCUUCACAACUCAAAAAAAUCUUUCCUAAAGAAGAUAUUUUUAAACAAAUGUUUGAUAAAUGGCAAACAGAAUCAAGUGACAUGGAUAACGAAAAGUAUAAGCUGUUGAUGGUAGCUGAAACUGUUUUGAAUGAAAUUUCAGUGAAAGCAAAAGAAUUAGAACAAUCUGUUUCACAUUUAAAUUUGUCACUUCCUGGGCCUUGUGAAAGCAGGCACCAUAAUUUUAAUGGCACUGCUUCUAGAACUGAGGGUUCCCAAGCACAAAUUAAUGUAUUUGGCCAGGAAAUUGUUGAAAAGCUAUUUGAAAAAUUAGAAUUGUGCUUCUUGACUCAGAUGUUUACAACAGAUAGUGACGAAACACUAGAAAGCAAAGAAGAAACUACUGCUAGAAGUAAAUGUGGUUCAUUAAGAACAAACAACCUCAACAAUGUACCAACUUAUAACACAAAGUUGAAAGACAAAAAGGUGGGGGGCUCUGGCCACCAAAUCGCUCAAGAGAUCUUAGAAGGGGUUCUGAACACCUUAGAGUCAUUUGCAGACCUACAGUUUAAACAUGUCUUUACACAUGCUUUUUCUGAAAUUGUGAGAACACCUAUUGAAAACUUUUUUGCUGUACAACAGAAACCAUUAAUGAAAACGAUAUUGCCCAGGUUACAGCGACUGAGUAAGUUUACUGAUGAAUCUAAAUCAAGUAGUAUGAUUUCCCAGGAAAACAUACAGAAUAUACUUGUACUGCUUUACUCAUUCCAUUCAGAAUUGCUUACUUAUACUGUUAAUACUGUCAAUGACAUGCUUGGUAUAAUUAAGAACAAACUAGACAAGGAAAAAUGCCAAGUAGAGCCAUAUUCAAUUAGCAUAUUUGAAGAAAACAUUGUAGCAAGUGAGAACAUCAGCACCCUGAUGGACCAGUGCACUUAUUUCUAUGAGCUGAUGAUCAAAAGCCAUUCAAAGGAAAGUCUGCUUCAAGGAGCUAUAAAUGCCUGCACUGUUAAUUGGUCCAGAUUUGCAAUCGGAAUGGGAAUGUCCACUUCAGAGUCAAAGGGAGUUAGCUGCCGGGAUGAUCCUCCACAAAUCCCUGGCUUAUUGUUUUAUUCAGAAGAAGAUAAGAAAAUAAAGGACAAGACUUCCUCAAGUAUACCUUCGUGUGUCAGAUACUCUGCAGGAGAUACAACUAAAACCACAGAACCAAUGGAAGGGCUCAAAUCAGAGCUUAAACCAUCAUAUUCUAGAAGUGAAGCCCAAAUCUUCAGUCAUUUUAAUCAAGCUGUGAAAGGAAAGUGCUCUCUCCUAGAAAGCACUAUCUUACAGAAACCAUCUCAGAAAUCCAGUGACUCUGCACAAGCAGCACUAGAGUACCCCAUGUCCUUCAGAGAAAUGGAAGAAGGAGAAAGUCAAAAAGUGCUUCACUGUGAGCCCCCCAAACCAGUUGUUCAGCCAAACCAAAUACAGACAACCAUUUCUCCACUCAAAAUAUGUUUAGCUGCAGAAAAUAUUGUCAAUACCGUGCUGUUGAGUUAUGGCCUUCCAAGUCAAACCCCACACACUAAUGAAAGUAUAGAAACUAUGAAGCCAUUUUUAAUAUCAAAGGAAAGACCUUUCUCUGUAAUAUCUGGAGAACAAAAGGAUGAGAAAAGCUUGCUUAAAAUUUGGGAAAAAAGAGUCAGCUGUGAAACUGAAGAAGAAAACAAAAGCUUUGUGGCAAAUGGAGAAGAUUCCACUUUACUGGAAAAGUGGAAAAAUAAAUACCCAAAGUUAGAGAAAAUAGCAGAUCUUGAAGAAGCUGAAGUCAUCGCUUUUGCAGAUCAGGAGCUGGGACCACAUGAAACCCAUUUAGUAGCAAGAUAUGUUACCACAUCUGUGGUCACUUAUUUCAAGAACUUUGAAACCAGAGGUCCUCUUGAUGAAAAAGUACCUAUUGUCUCCACACUGUUAAGCAAAAAACAUAAAUCAAAACAGCCUCUAAGAAGCAUAAAUAGUGAUUCUUCACUUAAUCAAUUUUGUGAACAUCUCACUGAAUUGGUUAUCUCCUACAUGAUUUCAAGCAUUUCCAAUUGCACUGAAGAUGGUGGAACAAAACAGAAAUCACUGGAAAACCAAGAUGCAACUUUUAGCAAAGUUAUUUUAGUUCAUUCCCAAGUGUUUGAGAGCCGGUCAGUUUCUAUCAGAGGGCUUGCUUUAAGCAUUUCUGAAACCAUUAUUCAAAUCCUUUUUAAUAGUGACAUAUUAAAGGCAGACACUACACAACAAGUGGUUUCUGUGAAAAAAAAAUAUAUUUACUGCGCAAAAGAAGUUGUGGCUGACUUCGAUGAUCUCUUUCAGGAUCUCUUGAUAGGAGUGAUCCAUGUUCUGUCUAAAGAAAUAGGAAUAAAUCAUCACCUUGACAGCAAAGGAAGAAAAAAAUCACCUUCCAUGGUUAAAAGCCAUAAUUUGCCCAUUUGCAACAAAACCAAAACUAUGAAAAGACAGAUAGGUGCCAGAAGUUGGAAGUCAGCUCCUACUCACCAAGUUAAUCAACUAGCACAGAAAAAUAAACUAAAUUCCCUAGCAUGCAAGUUGGACACUCUGGUUGGCAGCCUAAAAACUCAGGAAUCCAAAGAAACAGUCGACAAAAUUUUCAAUAUUGUUUUCAAUUUGUUUUUGCCAGAUGAAUGUCCACAUUGGGAUAUGGAUUCUGGUAAAAUAGCAAGAAAAAUGUUCCUAUCUUCAAAUAACCAGGAAAGUCAUAGAAUUCCUAGAAAUAACCUAGGGCUCUCCCCAAAGUCAGUUUUUCUUCUGAAUGUUGUGUGUGAGAAACUUAUUAGAAUACUCUUGGAAGAGUGCACAACCAACAACUUCCUUACAGAUGAUCCUCUUUCUGAUGAAAUAGCAACAGAACGUCAACUGUUCAACAUACUUCAAAAUGUAGAGGAAUAUUGCAGGGGAACAAUGGACUAUGGCUCACCAUUUGAAGGAUAUGUCAUGUCAGACCUUUUGGAAAAUCUGGCAGAAAUAGAUCAAGAAUCCAUGCUUAGUAUUAUUUCCCAUAGAUUGGUAAAAUCCUUAAUGGAAAAAGUGUCAUGCGGUAUACAGCAACCUCCCAGAAGUCCAUCUGUUACAAAUAAGCAUUUGACAUAUAGGACAAGAGUGAGAUCUAGUUCCCCAAAAGUAAAAAUGCCACAAAUAAAAGAAUCAAGACAGGGUAAAAGCUCUGUAAGAUUCAUGAGUUAUGACAACAAGCCUCCAACAGGACCACUGAAUAAUCUUAGGUCGAUUCAUUCCAAAAUUCAAACCCCAUUUGGUAAGCAGUUUUCAGGGAAAUUCUCUUCUCUACCUCCUCUUCGAAGACCAGGUAAAAGGGAAGUGAAUGCAAGAGCCAUUCUUAACAUGCAAUAUCCAGGAGGCAUGAACUCGGGAGUUUACUCUGCCACAUUUCUGGAAGAAAUAAUUGCAGACCUUUUUCUUAACCUCUCCACCUCAUUGCAGGGCAAAAAUGUAAACAUCACUGAAGCUCAGCUCAAGGAGAUGAAUAUAUUAGAUGUCACUUCUGUGGUGAAUGAGUUUAAUAACGCUCAAGUCACUGUUUUACAGGGUGUUGAUGAAAGGAUAUAUUUCCCACCAGUCUAUAAAGAAACGGUUAGUAAGAUUGUUGACUCUGUUUUUAAUGAUGUUUUAUGGGAAUAUACGUUGCAAGUUACCUGUGGCAAUUAUCUGGCACAUGCUGCCACUUCAAUAGCAGAACAGAUAACUAAUGACAUUUUGAAAGAGAGUGUAGACUACCAACUCCCAUUGUGCUUUGUAGGAAAACUCAUGCCUAACUCAUAUUACCCUCUCAAAGCUGAAAAUAUACUGCAGAAACUUCAAAACAACCUGAAUGAACUUAAUUACCAAGGUCAGCAUUCAACAGGCUAUACUACCAUGCUGUCACACUCGUUUUUAGAAGAUGUCAUCAGAAGACUAUUAUCUCAGCUCAUUCCUCCACCCAGCGAGGCUUCAUGCUUGGGAAAUAAAUACUUAAUGACUCUGGAUUUUAAUGAGAUCUCCACCUGUACAGUAAAUAAGGUUUUGCUAGCCAUUUCAAAGCACAAGAUUUGGCUCACUAAAUAUGAUUGUCAAUAUCUAUAUACAGAAAAAAACCUUCAAAAUAUGGUGGACUCUGUUUAUAAUAAUGUUUUGCAGAUGUCUGGCUCUCUUGUGUCAAUACAGAAAAGUAUAGAAAGCCAAAGCCCGAUUAUGGUUGAGCGAAUAGCCAGUCUCAUUAUUCAAGAGAUUAUUGAAAAUCAUCUUCAACCCUUUUUGUGUGGAGAGGGCUUACCACAUUCAACGACCUCAUUGGAUAAAAUAUCGAAUAUGGUUAAAGAGGUUCUCAGUGAAGUCACAGAGCCGCACAGACCCCAGAAGCCAUCAUCACUAGAAAUGGACUUUUACACUAAUGCAUUUGUAGAAGAAAUUGUUGCCAGACUAUUAUCAAAGGUCUUCAAUCCAAAGUAUAACACUGAGUGUGAUUUGGAUAAAAUGACCCCAAAAAUAGUAAACUCAAUAAACAACCAUUUUAAAGAAGCUAAAAUCUGCAUUCUUCAUGAUGACCAAGAGCAGCCGUUCCCCACUGUAGAUGUAGACACUGUGGAUGAACUUGUCAAUUUAGUUUAUGAGAAUAUUCUGAAACAGCAAGGGCUAGCCCUUGAGGUUGAUGAUAAAGAACUCAAAGACAGUGAUAUUUUUGCAGAAAAUAUUACCAAUUUAAUUGUAGCAGCUAUUUCUGAUUAUCUUUUUCACCCACUGUUUUCUGGGGAUUUGUUGGCUUCUUCCUAUGCUACUUUAACAGCAGAGAACGUUUUUCAGAACAUCUUUAGUAGUAUCAGUGAACCUACCCAGCCAAGCCAUCAUUUAUCUCCUUAUUACACCUUGCUACCAUACACGUUUUUAGAAGACAUAAUCAGAGUACUAUUAUCUAGAAUCUUUCCUUCUGCAUCUAACAUGGUUCCACACAGUGAAACUCCAAAAAAUAGAUCAGAAAUUAAUCACAGUGAAAUCUCUUCAAUGCUAAUCAGUGUUAUUAGGAGGAAAAUUUCCCAACAUGAAAUUCGACUUUCAAAAGAUGAAGAUGAAACCGAAUCUAUUUAUUCAGAGGAUGAUGCUCAGCAUCUCGUUGAUUCCAUAUUAAGAAAUAUCUUGCAAAACUCUGGUUCUCAAGAAGCAGUUGAGCAUGAUAUUACAAGCCAGGACAAUGUUCUUAUUGACAGGAUAGCAGGUUUUAUCAUUAAAAAUAUCUGUCAACAGCAUCUUCAUCCAUUUGUGUAUGGAAAAUUGUCAUUUCCUUCAUCAUAUACAUACUUUGAUGAUACGAGAAGGCAACAUUUUUUUGCCAGUGUUUACUCCUCAGCCUUUUUGGAAGAUGUGAUCUCUGGGGUUUUAAGCAAAAUAUUUCACAGGGUGUUAGGAAUUGUGGAAACAAAAUCAUUAAGAGAGUCAGAAAAAGAACUGUUAGAAACAGCUGAAAAACUCAUAUAUUUGAUAACAGAAGAAUUCUCAAAAGGUCAAGUUAACAUCUUAGAAGAUGCUAAGGAACAACUGUGUCUUCCACCAGUAGAUAGAGACAUAGUGAUCAAAAUUAUUGACAGGGCAUAUAGCAAAAUUUUACAAGAAUAUGAACUGGAACCUAAUAAGGACUUUCUCAGUGACACAAAGACACUGGCUGAGAGGGUAACUAAAAUUAUCCUGACUGAAGUUUUUGGUUUCCAAAUUCCUCCAGAUUUUAUAGCAAACCUGUCUUUUAAAUCAUAUUCAAAACUCAAUGCUGAUGUUUUGAUAAAGAGAGUUCAUUACGCGAUCAGUAAAUCAAGACUCCAAAGACAGACUUAUUCAACAUAUACCACCACAUUAUCACAUACACAUUUGGAAAAAAUAGUCACUCAGAUUUUAUCUCAGAUAAGUCCAUUGAACUGCAGUGCAGAAGACCCAGACCUUUUGCAGGCAGACUUUAGCGACACAGUUGUGAGACUAAUCAGUGAAAUCAUGUCAGUAAUUUCUAAACAUGCAAUAUGCAUUAUUAAACAUGGAAAUGAAAAACAAAAUGUGAUAUCAGAAAAAGAUAUCCAGGCUAUGGUUGAUGCCAUUUAUACUGACAUUUCUCAUUCAAACUUAUACCAGUCUCUUUCAAAAGAUAAAAAAGGCAUAAGUAAUAUACCUGUUACAAAAAUAGCGAGUUAUAUCAUAAAAGAAAUAUUUAACCAUCAUCUUAAGUCAUUUUUAUCUGGAGAUAAAACACAUCCAUCAGGUACAGUGGAUCAAACAUAUCAACAGAAAGCAGUAGAGCCUAAACAAAGAGAAUUAUCUUUCAUUGUGAAUUCAGCUGUCUUUUGGGAGGAAGUAAUUUCUGAGAUUUUAUGCAAAAUCCUUUAUGUAUUCUCACAUAAUACCAUGGCCGCUGAAAACCCACUUAAAGCAAAAGCCAAUGUUACUGACAUUGUUAUAAGAUUAGUAAAAUCAAUUGUGCUGGAGUUCACCACAUCACAAAUUUUAGUUGCAGAUCACUUGGAUGAAAAUCUGUAUUUUUCAGAAGGAUAUAAGGAAAUGGUUAAAAAAACUGUCCAUGUUAUUUGUGAAAAAAUAUUGGAUGAUUAUCAAUCUCUGAUUCAUAUUUAUAGAGCUAUACAAAGUGACGCUGUCAGUUUUGGGGAAAAAAUAUAUUAUUUGCUGUUAGGAGAAAUUUAUGAUUAUCAAGUGGAGUCAUUAGUUUCAGGAGAAUUAGCAACUUCUUCGUAUUCCUCCCUCCGAGAGGAGAACAUCAUCAGAAAUAUACUCAACACCAUCAAUGAUGAUAGCCAUGACUUUUUGCCAUCAUGCAUCACUGUAUUGCCUCAUUCCCUUUUAGAAGAUAUGAUUUACAAGCUCCUAGCACAUAUAUUCCCUUCAUCUGAGACUGAAACAGAACUAAAUAAAGAGGUGCCACCAGAUUAUGAGUUUGUGAAUGCAGCUUCAAAACUAACUGAAGAUAUUAUAACAGAAAUUACUGAACAUGAGAUUAGACUUGCCAAGGCAGAGGAGCAUGUGGAAAGUUUGCAAUUAGGGGCAAUUGAUAACUUUGUUGAUUCCAUGUGUAACAAUAUUAUGAAAAAAAUUAAGUUUGAAGAUGAUGCACAGAAAGAUACAUGCAAAAAGGGAGGCCCAUUCCUUAGGAGAAUAGCUGGUUCCAUUAUGAAGGGAAUUGUGGACCACCAUCUGCAGCCAUUUUUAUGUGAUGAAGAAUCAUCUCCCAGUGAGUUACUCGAAAAUGACCAUGUCAUUGAACUCUUGAAUCCUAAUAAAGAAAAACUGCAGCCCUUCCCUCAGGCUUCUGUGUACUCUGCUACAUUUUUGGAAGAUGUCAUAAUUGACCUUGUUCGCAAAUUUUAUACCCUACCAAGUAUUGCUGAAGAUCCUAAGGACAAAGCAACAUCAGAAAGAGACCUCAUGGGCCUGGCUAUAAAAUUUGCAAAUGCCCUGAUAGGAGAAUUUAGAAAAAGUGAAAUUAAAGUUCUAGCAAAUGCUGAAAAAAUGUUUUCGCUUCCACCAAUAGAUAAAGAGACAGUUGAUAAAGUAUCUGAUUCUGUGUAUGAUGAGAUCAGAGAAAUACAUGGAUCUAAAAAUGUUCAGAAAGAUCAUAGAAGUAACAUUGCUAUAGAAAUGAUUGCUGCUUUAGCCAAGAAGGCAAUCUCUGCUUUCAAGAUUCAGCCACUUUUUUGGGGAGACUGGUCUUCCACCUUCUUUUCAUUUCUAAAUGUGGAUAGCAUCAUCCGAAGAAUUCAACACCUACCAUAUAAAACCUUUACAAAGAUAAACAGAAGCUUGAAGGAGAACCAAGUUUCUUCACUAGAACAAUUAUCUACACUUACUCCUCUCACCUCAGGCCUAAAAGACAAAAUGGACACUUUGGAGAUAGAUAGAAAAACACUUAAUGGAAAAGAGAACUUCAAAAAGAAGGAGGCGUCAGUGAAAACAGGCAGCACCCAUGAGCCAAUAUGCACCAAUAUAAGUAGCAUUAUGCAGAGUAAAGUAACUACCCUAGCAUCAUGGUCAGUUGGAGGUUUGGCAAAGAAAAAGAAAGGAGAUGAAAAGAAAAAGGAAAGUUCAGUUGGAAAAGAUAAUGAGAAGUUAUCAAAAGUUACUUUUCCAACAACCAGUGUGAACAGUAAAGAUACUCGAGGGCUAGAUUUGGGUACAGCACUUACAAAGAGUAAAACCAAGAAGAAAGACCAUUUGGCUAGAAAAAAUGAGAAAGGGCAAGGUGAUGAGGUAUGCCAACGUCUUUCAGUAGCUACUGAUGAUACAAAAAUUAAGAAGCUUGUCCUGGAAACAGAUUUUCAAAUAGUUGAUAAAAAGAAGAGUGAGAAGAAAAAAGAAAGUUCAUUAAGGAAGGGGGAUAGACUUUUUGAAUUACCAUCCCUGAAAUCCAAGUUGAGAAAUAGAGAGAGCCAAGAGAAAAGGAGAGAUUCUCCAUCUUACACAGUUACAGAUGACAAACAAAUCCUGCAUCCUAAACAUGUCCAAAAUAUCACUGAAAUUAACAGAAAUGUUUUAGAAAUAUCUUCUUUCCAAGGACCAAUGAUUGAUUCAAAAUCCCCAAACCCUCUAGGCGAUAAAGCAGCACAUGUAACUCAAGGGGAUGGCAACGAUUUUGCACAGCGUGCUUCAAUGAGUUCAGCUAAGCAAAAUGCUCCUGCAAAAAAGGAGGAGAAUGAGAAAAGUGAAGAUAAGGAGAUUAAAAGUAAACCUAGUAAAUGGGACAACCCUCAGAACCCACCAGAAAAUAAACCCAGGAUUUUCCCUACUAACUUUUUAGAAGAUGUUAUCUCUGAAAUAGUUAACAAAUUGAUUUUUUCUUCCUUACUGGAUACAGAUGAUGUAUGCCAAAAUGCAACCAAUGAUGUAAAUCAAGCUGAGCUCUAUGACACGGCUCUGAAACUGAUUGAUUCCCUGUUAAAGGAGUUUUCAGAUGCUCAAAUUAAAGUAUUAAACCCAGAUCAAGGAAGUAAGUUCCUCCCAUCUGAGGAUAAAGUUCCAUCAGUUCAUAAAGCACCUCUCAGGCAAAAAGAACCAUUUGUGGAUAAAACACCUCCCAAGAGAAAAAUAAUUAUGGAUAGUAUACCACUCAUGCAGAAAAUGACACCUGCAACUAAAAUACCUUCUUCAGAUCAGGCACCUUUUAUGGCUAAAAAACAAUCAAUCAAUAAAAUAUUGGUCAAUAAGGUUGUUCACUCCUCUAUAUGCAAUAUUUUGCAGGAAUAUAGAUCUCAAGACUCCAUUUGUGAGGACAUAAAUAGUAAUGUUGAAAAAUUAGCAAGAAGGCUGGCUAAUGCAGUAAUAGAAGAAAUUUUUCAGCAUCAGCUAAACUUGCUACUUUAUGAUGAGGUUCCAGAUUCAGUGUGUUUGCCUCUAGACUCUAAGGAGGUUAUGAAAAAAGUCCAUAAGGUGGCCCAAACGGCCUGCAAAGAGUGUCAAACAUCAUUGCCAUACACCAUAAUGCUGCCUCAUGAAUUUUUAGAAAGUAUAAUUUCUUCUCUUCUAUCAAAAAUUUUCUCAACAGUAGCCAGUGCUAAAGCAGAAAUAUCUGAGGAUGAUUUGUACACAGAAUUGAAUUUCCUUCAAAUGAAGUUAGCAAGUACAGUUAUAACAGAAAUUUCCAAAGAUGAAGAUAUGAUUAUACAGUAUGUAGAAUCCCUAUGUCCUAAUGAUGAUGAAGUUAUUCAGUUAGUGGUUCAGGCUAUUUAUAAUAAUCUCUUGCCACAAUUUGGAUCUCAAGAGAGCAUACAAAAGUGUAUCAGCAGUGGUUGCAGAAUCCUUUCAGAAACAAUAGUGAAUUUAGUUGUACAGGAAGUGACUGGAAAUCAGUUACAAAACUAUUUUUCUGGAGAACUGACGCCACCUCAGUGUACAGAAGUUGACAGUGUUGUUGAAAAUAUCCUUAAAGAUGUUAUCCAAACCACUGAAGUUCCCCAGCCUCAGCCAUCACAGGCUUACAAACUGCCCUUUAACAUAAUAGAAGAAAUUGCUGUAAAAUUUUUGUCGAAGCUUCUAUCUAUGUUUCCAAAGGCAGAUAAGAGACAAGAUAAUUCUCUAAAUGCUGAAAUGCAAAAAAUAACCUCAAAAAUCUUAAGUUCAUUCCAAGAAUAUAUCUCUAAAAGUCAGAUUACAGUAGUACCACAGGUCAAAGAAUCACCCACUGUAUCUUUAGCAGACAGUGCAGCUAUUGAAAAAGUAGUUACUUCUGUUUAUGACACUAUUUUAAAGCACUCUGGCUCCCAUAUUUCAGUGUAUAAAGAUUUAAUGGGUAAGAGCAAUGUCCUGUCUGAUAUAAUAGGAUUUUUAAUGGUGAAGGAAAUUUCCAAGUCAGAAUUUCAUCCUCAAGUAGAGGAAGAAACAUCAAGUUCAGAGUUAGUUCUGGAAGCUGUCAAAAUUAUGGAAAAGGUGGUUAAGAUUAUUGAUGACCUUAAGUCAAAGAAAAAGCCUUCAUCCAAAAAAGAGGCUGUAUUAGAUGCCAGGAUUUUAGAGGAAGCACUGGCCUUGUUCUUGGCUAAACUAAUAAAGUUGCCAAGUGCCUCAAGCAAAGAUGCUAAAAACUUAUCAAAGCCUGAGUUAAUUAAAAUUGCAUCUCAAUUGACAAAAUCUGUAAUAGCUGAAGUUUCCAGAAGAAACGUUAGUAUUAUAGCUGCUAAUCCUGAAGAAAACUUUUUAAAUCCAGAAAGUAUAGAAAUUAUUUCUCAGAUGGUCAAUUCCAUUUAUAAUCGUGUACUACAGCAAUCUGGAACACAUGAAGAACUUUAUUAUGACAUGAAAGGUGUAAACCACAUCUUUCCUAAAGUGACUUCUUUAAUUAUCAGGAAACUUUCCAGUUGCCCAUUAGAAACAAUUAGCCCAAAAGAGUCACAUGCUAAUCUCUUUGGCAAUCUGGACGUUGGUCGAAUUGUUGAAAAGGCAUAUGAGCAUGCUAUCAAAACGGAACCUGAGCAAGAGCAAAAAGGGGUCGAUCAAGAUUUAAAGGGACAGGAGCUUUCAGUUAGCAUAAUUCCUCACCAUGGGAAACAGCCAAUCAACAUUGAUCCAGACAUUGUUGCAGAACACUUAGGGGUCAUUUCUAUAAAAACACAACCUCUCGAGAACCUGCAAAUGGAGUGUUUGGCUAGAACUGGACACAGCAUUGAAACACUGAGAAAAAUGUCAGUAAGUGGGAGGAGUUACUCAACUGCCACACCUGAUGAGAGAAAGAAAGAAAGACGUGUCUCUUUGGAUGGGACAGGACGACUGAAUGUAAAGCCUUUAGAGACUGCUAGUAGAAAUUCAUUUGAAAAUUUAACAAAGCCUGACAUCAGCAAAGUGGAGCUUUUAAAAGACGUCCAAAGCAAAAAAGAUCUUAUCAUUCGGUUGGUAACUCAUGAUAUUAAUCAAGAAGUUUCAGAAGAGAGCUUAACUUCUGAUGAAGAUGAAGUUGUUUUACACGAGGUUGUAAAAGAAUUUCCAGAAGCCCCACUUGAAGAUCAAGUAAAAGAAGAGGCUCUCCCCAAGUCACUGAUGAGCAAGAGCAAUCUGAAAAAAAUUUUGUCACUGGGAAAAUGUUGUCACCCCAAAUCCAGUGUAACUGCAAUUACUGAAGCAUCACCAACACAACGCACAGAAUCUGAGCAGACACAAAUAAGAACUGUUUCUAAAGUUGAUGUAACUACCUCAGAAUUCUCAACUGACAGAAACUCUUCCUCUUGGGAGAAAAAGACACAACUGAGUGGAAUAGAAGUGAAAUCCAGUUCUGAACCUACACAUUACUUCAUACAUAGAAUUAUGAGUUCAUCCUCAUACAAUGAAGAGGACCUGCCUUCAUUUUCUAGUAAUGAUGAUGAGCGUCCUUCAGAUCCAAGUGCCAAAAUAACAGAAGAAAGUUUUGAAUGUCCAGAUCCGGAUAAUUUAAGCAGUAUUGAGUUUGUCACUCUCUACCAACGCAAAAGUUCCCUGGCCAGCCUAUAUACUUCAAAUGACAGCACUCCAGACUCUGAUAAGCCCAGCACUUCCAAGCAGGGGUCUGAAAUGAUGAGGAAGUUAUCGUCUGCUCUAUCCAAAAUGUUCUCAGGAUCUAAUGCCAAUGUUCCUAAAUCUUCCUCACCCUCACCCCCUCACCAAGACAGAAGCUGAGGCUGCGACACCUGACAUCAAUAAGCAUGCUGGCCUUCCUCAAAAAAUAAAUGGUUUUUGAAGCAUGA